Molecule: messenger RNA, 2096 nt
Organism: Tigriopus californicus
Lineage: Eukaryota; Metazoa; Arthropoda; Copepoda; Harpacticoida; Harpacticidae
Gene: SrpRalpha
Product: signal recognition particle receptor subunit alpha-like
Exons: 10
Coding region: 184-2076 (630 amino acids)
Biological process (GO): SRP-dependent cotranslational protein targeting to membrane
Cellular component (GO): signal recognition particle receptor complex; endoplasmic reticulum membrane
Molecular function (GO): ATP hydrolysis activity; GTP binding; signal recognition particle binding
Source: RefSeq, a predicted model, not a curated record
AGUCAGGCCUGAGUUCUGACGUGAGUUCUGACGUGCCUGGCUGAUCUUUUAAAGGGACAGACCAAAACAGACCUCAACAACGGGUCCGACUCAAGACACGUCAGUCAGAUUGGCCAGACAUUAUUGAUUGGAUUUCAUGAGCCCCGAUUAAAGCCCAAGCGAGAUUGAUCCUCCUCCCUCGUCAUGUUGGACUUCUUUUCCGUGUUUUCCCGGGGCGGGAUUCUCCUGUGGUGUUUCAAAGGGGCCGAGGACAUUUUCGCAUCAGAUUGGGCCCAAUUUCGACCCGCCGUCAAUGCAUUUAUCAAGACCGUAUUACUCCAGGAGAUGGCAUCCAAAAAUUGCACCUAUGAAUCCGGCUCGUUGGCGCUCAAAUACAAGUUGGACAACGAGUUUGACUUGGUUUUCAUAGCGGGUUAUCAGAAAAUGUUACCCUUGUAUUAUCUGGACAAGCUGUUGGAUGAGAUACAAUUGCGCUUCCGCGACAAGUAUCUCAACGUGUUGAAAGAGUCGAAUUUUUUUCAUUCGUUCGAUUUCUCGGCUGAGUUCCAACGCACGCUGAAACUGGUUGAAAAUGAUGCCAAGCAUUCAGAGAAUCGCAGGAAAACCGAAAUGCGCACCUUCGAGGACUCCUCCAAGUCCAAGAAGUCCAUUGCGUCCAUGAUUGAGAAAAAAGAUGGGCCUGGGAGAGGGUCCCACAAACGAGGCGAGGACCAGGAAGCCACCGCCAACGGCCUCAACUCCUCCUCGGUGGAUGACAAUAAGAACGAACUCGACGAAGAGACUCGCAUGGCCAACUUGAGCGCGCUCCAAAAGAAACUGGUCAAGAAAGGCAACAAAGCUAAAAGCCCCAAGGCUGACAAAAAGGGCAAGACCAAGACCACGUGGGAUCCGUUCAUGUUCGGAGGUAAAGGGGCCACCGGCGAGGAAGCCCGAAAUUUGGAACGUGGGCCCAAAGAGGGUGCACACGGGGGAAUCAACGAUGACCAUCAAAUGGCCCAGUUCGUGCCCGACUCGUCCGUCAUUGGAGCGUCGGCAACCAUUCAACAGAUUGAAGAAGAUUCUUCGGACGACGACGAGGAGUUGUUGAGCCGCAAGGCCAAUGAUACCCAAAGUGGUGGUCUGUGGAGCUCAUUGUCCUCUUUGGUGGGUAGUAAGAGUCUCACUGAGAAGGACAUUGAGCCCGUGAUUGUCAAGAUGCAAGAUCAUCUCAUCUCCAAGAAUGUGGCUUCCGAUGUGGCCGUGAAACUCUGCGAGUCCGUGGCCAACAACUUGGAGGGCAAAGUCCUCGGCACGUUCUCUACUAUCCAUCGGACCGUGAAAGAGUCUCUGAAUGGCUCGCUCAUGAAGUUGCUGACGCCGAAACGUCGAAUCGACAUCAUUCGAGAUGUGAUGGAAGCCAAAGCCAACAAACGACCCUAUGUUAUGGCCUUCUGCGGCGUGAAUGGAGUCGGCAAAUCCACCAACUUGGCCAAGAUCUGCUUUUGGCUGAUUGAGAACAAAUGCCGAGUUUUGAUUGCGGCCUGUGACACAUUCAGAGCCGGGGCUGUCGAGCAAUUGAGGACUCAUACUCGACGAUUAAACAACCUGCAUCCGGCGUCCGAGAAUGGAGGCGUUCCUUUAGUGGAACUGUAUGAGAAGGGCUACGGCAAGGACGCCGCCGGGAUCGCUUUGGAGGCCAUUAACUACGCCCGCAACAACCGGAUUGACGUGGUUCUGGUGGAUACCGCCGGUCGAAUGCAGGAUAACGAGCCGCUCAUGAGAGCCUUGGCCAAACUGAUCGCCGUGAAUGCACCCGAUUUGGUUCUCUUCGUGGGUGAGGCUUUGGUGGGCAAUGAAGCCGUGGAUCAAUUGGUCAAGUUCAAUGCGGCAUUGGCCGACCAUUCCUCGCAAGCUAAUCCCCAUCUGAUCGACGGCAUCGUUCUGACUAAAUUUGAUACUAUCGACGACAAGGUGGGCUCGGCCAUUUCCAUGACCUAUAUCACUGGACAACCCAUCGUGUUCGUGGGCACGGGUCAAACGUACACGGAUUUGAAGAAUUUGAACGCCAAGGCCGUGGUACAAGCUUUGAUGAAAUAAAACCCUGAAGUAAAUCCAGA